Molecule: messenger RNA, 4479 nt
Organism: Cyclopterus lumpus (lumpfish)
Lineage: Eukaryota; Metazoa; Chordata; Actinopteri; Perciformes; Cyclopteridae
Gene: kbtbd2
Product: kelch repeat and BTB (POZ) domain containing 2
Exons: 4
Coding region: 551-2449 (632 amino acids)
Molecular function (GO): protein binding
Source: RefSeq, a predicted model, not a curated record
AUAUGGCCUCUAGUCUUUUUCAGGCGCUUACGAUGCGCAGAGAGCUCGUCCUCUGCUCGGCGCUUCAACGCAACCGUUUGACGUCCAAACUCGGCUCGCGGAACUCUCUGGCCGACGGGGAAAACCGCCCUGACGGUUCUCCGCGCGUGGAUAUAACCUGCAGUCGCGACGGGCGCUGAUGUAGCGGCGCUGUGACGGUUGCGGUGUUCUCCCUCUACCUCCGGUUCCCCCCAGCGCCUCACUGCAUGACCUCAGACAACAAAUCCACGAGGGGACGCAACCCUCUCCUCACCCAGGACCCUCUCCUCUGGACUCUGUAGCCGUCUCAUCAUCCAACUCAUCUCCAGCAGAACAGACAAAUCAUCUUUUCCCACGAAGGCGUUUGAACACCUCCACUUGGAAUCGGUGGAGGUGUUGAAGAGCUCCCCCUUCCUGGUUUUCCUCACAUAUAUAUAUAUAUUUUUCUUUUUCUCGUGGUUGCUGUGAGUCCGGUUCCGCCGGCCGUGUGACUUUUUCAAACCUGGGGCGCGAUUCAUGGGAUGCAACCACCAUGUCGGAUCCCAGUGAGCGCAGGCCGGUCAACACGGACUACGCCGUCUCCCUGCUGGAGCAGCUCAAGUUCUUUUACGAACAGAAAUUACUGACCGACGUCGUGCUGCUGGUGGAGGACGCGGAGUUCCCGUGUCACAAGAUGGUCCUCGCCACGUGUAGCUCCUAUUUCAGGGCGAUGUUCAUGAGCGGCCUCAGCGAGAGCAAGCAGACCCACGUCCACCUGAGGAACGUGGACCCGGCCACCCUGCAGAUCAUCAUCGCCUACGCCUACACCGGCAACCUGGCCAUCAGCGACAGCACCGUGGAGCCACUCUACGAGACCGCCUGCUUCCUGCAGGUGGAGGACGUCUUGCUGCAGUGCCGAGAUUACCUGGUGAAGAAGAUCAACGCCGAGAACUGCGUCCGCAUGCUGAGCAUCGGCGACCUGUUCAGCUGCAGCGAGCUGAAGCAGAGCGCCAAGCGCAUGGUGGAGCACAAGUUCCCCAUGGUGUACCGGCAGGAGUCCUUCCUCCAGCUGUCCCACGAGCUGGUGAUCGACGUCCUGAGCAGCGACAACCUCAACGUGGAGAAGGAGGAGACGGUGCGCGAGGCGGCCAUGCUGUGGCUGGAGUACAACAUGGAGGCGCGCUCGCAGCACCUGUCCUCCGUGCUCAGCCAGAUCCGCAUCGACGCGCUGUCCGAGGUGACGCAGCGCGCCUGGUUCCAGGGCCUGCCGCCCAACGACAAGUCGGUGGUGGUGCAGGGCCUCUACAAGUCCAUGCCCAAGUUCUUCAAGCCGCGGCUGGGCAUGACCAAGGAGGAGACCCUCAUCUUCAUGGAGGCCGUGUCGGAAACGCAGGGCGACGGCUACGUCAUGUCCAGCUCCGUGCCCACCACGGUGGUGUGCUACAGCCCGCAGGCAGAGAAGGUGUACAAGCUCAACAACCCCCCGGGGGACCUGCAGAAGGUGGGGACCCUCGUCACGCCCGACAACGACGUCUUCAUCGCCGGCGGGCAGAUCCCCCUCAAGAACUCCAUCACCAACCACGGCAAGAGCGGAAAGCUCCAGGCGGUCUUCCACUCGGUGGACAGCUUCUUCUGGUUCGACGCCCAGCAGAACGCCUGGGUGCCCAAAACGCCCAUGCUGUGCGCCCGGAUCAAGCCCUCGCUGGUCCACUGCGAGGGCUACAUCUACGCGAUCGGCGGGGACAACGUCGGCGGGGAGCUGAACAAGCGCACGGUGGAGCGCUACGACUGCGAGAAGGACGAGUGGAGCAUGAUGAGCCCGCUGCCCUUCGCCUGGAACUGGAGCACCUCCGUGGUGGCGCACGACUGCAUCUACGUGAUGACCCACGACCUGAUGUACUGCUACUUCCCCCGCGCCGACACCUGGGUGGAGAUGGCAAUGCGCCAGACGAGCCGCUGCUUCGCCUCCGCCGCCGCCUUCGGCGACCUCAUCUUCUACAUCGGCGGCCUCCACGUGGUCAGCAACUCCGGCGUCCGCCUGCCGACGAGCACCAUCGACGGCUCCUCCGUCACCGUGGAGAUCUACGACGUCGGCAAGAACGAGUGGCGCCAGGCCGCCAACAUCCCCGCCAAGCGCUACUCGGACCCGUGCGUGCGGGCGGUGGUGCUGCUCAACUCGCUGUGCAUUUUCAUGCGCGAGACCCACAUGAACGAGCGCGCCAAGUACGCCAUCUACCAGUACGACAUGGAGCUGGACCGCUGGUACCUGCGGCAGCCCGUGUCCGAGCGCGUGCUCUGGGAUCUGGGGAAGGACUUCCGCUGCGCGGUGGGGAAGCUGUACCCCUCCUGCCUGGAGGAGUCCCCCUGGAAACCCCCCACGUACCUCUUCUCCCCCGACGGAGCCGAGGAGUUCGAGGUGGACGGGGAGCUGGUGACCCUCCCCCACGUAUAGCUCUCCACCCCCCCUCCCUCCCUCCCUCCCUCCCUCCCUCGCUGACUGAACUGGGAUGAACAAGGGGGUGGCGGAGCUAAAAUAUGAAAGGGUUCGUGGAGUAUGGGAGGCUUGAAGCCCGAAAAGAAGAAGAAGAAGAGAGCGAAAAAGAUCCCCCUUUUAAAAAAAUAAAUUACAAAAAUACUAGUAAUCUGAAAAGUUUUUUUUUUUCUUAUUUUGUCAGUUGUGACAUCUGUUAGAUAUUAUUACAAGUCUGUCAUACUGUUUCUACAAUGUGAUCUAAACUGAUUUUGUGAUGAUGAUGAUGAUGAUGCACUUAACUGGUAAACCUUCCCGGAACGACAAUGGCAACUGUACCAAAAUCCCCCCCCUUCCUGUCUUUUUGUCCCCUCUUCUCUCACCACUGAUGAUAAAACUAAAACUAAAUGAAUACUGUGUUGAAAAAUCUCUCGUUUUGAGUAUAAAACUCGUGAGAAGUUAUCGGCUCCUUUGUGGCAGGAAGGCAGCGUCAACGUGUCACUCCUGUGUGUGUUUUUUUUUUACCCUAAAAGUUGUAACCUGACGAAGAAAAAUGUCCCAAUAUUAAAACGUUUGAUCUCGUAGCCUUCGGUGGGUAAAGUUUUAAAAGAUGUGGUUCGGUUGUUAUCUGGUGACAAACUCCAUCCGCUGGUUUCCAGGAAGUGAUGAUCACUGUCAAAACUACUGAUUUAAAAAAAAAAAUUGUAUUAUCAAUAAUUAAAACUUUUAAGCUCAAAUGUUGUCACAUGAUAACAAUUUAAACUUAUGACGAAGAUGCUAUUUGAGAAAUAAUAAUUUGGACCUUACGUUUUUUGGCCAGCGCUUCUAAAGAUAAUUGCAUUGAUGAUCACUUUUUCUUUUUUUUUUAAAAUUAAUCUCAGUCCUAUAAAAUAAAAAGGCUCCAGCAUAAUUCGUUAAAUAAAUACAUUUUGCUAAAUUCUCACAUUUAAGGAGCUGGAGCUCAUUUUUUUAAAUGACUAAAUGCAGAAACGGGUAAAUAUAUUAAAAUGUCCAACGUUUCCUGGUUUAAUUUUGCAUCGUUGAAUGUUUUUAGAGAUAAACGAUGAACCGAUAAUGAAAGUUAGUUUCAGCUAGACGAUGAAUCCUUUUUAGUUUUGUUGCUGUCUGGCGAGCAAAAAAAAAAAAAACUUUUCAGAGACAUCUAUUUUUUUUUUUUUUUUACAUUUUCUUUCACGAAGCUAAAAAAAAGUAUUCGAUAGAUUUGAGAACGGGACUUCUUGAGAAAAGGCCCCCCGCAGACAAGAGGAACGGGGGGGGGGCGUGUGGUUCUCUGGGGGGGGUCGGGAGGGUUUUAAAAGAGGGGUGACUGCAGGUCCGGUCACCCAUCCUCCCCCCUCCUCCUCCUCCUCGCCGCUCUCUUGACUCCACUAUAGCGCCCCCUGCAGUCUGUUUGCACGCCGUCUUCCACACAGCGAGCAAGUUUACACUUCACUCAAACCCAUCGUCACGUGUUCAUGAAAAACUUUUUUUUUCCUCUGCAAAACACACAACAACCUCCACUCUGUUAGGUUUCGGGCUCAUGCAUAUUUUUUUUUUUUUUAAUUUCCAAGCUGCUGAAAUAUAUAUAUAUAUAUAUUUCAUAUGUUAAAAAAAAGAAAGAAAAGACAACUGUUUUAUUUAGUGUGGGGGAAAAUAACCAGGUCUAUUUUGUAUUAGUGUCUUUUUUUAAUUUUAUUUAAUAUCAAACAUUACUGUAGUGUGAUUGUGGGUAGAUAUCCAUUUUCCUAUCAGAUUAAAUUUGAGUGAAUAUUGAGGAUUCUUGCUGCUGAUUGGUUGUGAGAGGAGAGGGCUGGCCCACGGCUGUUGCUAUGUCCCUGCAACCACUAGCAGUAGUGGAGGGAGGGGGGAGGGUCUUCCUCCUACCUUUUAAAAAACAUGAGCACAGGUGCUUCAUGACCUUACUAGCAUGUUUGGCUGCAUCAUAUUCCUUUGGCACUGUAUUUUGAAUGAACGUUAAUUUAUUAAAAAACAUACCAAAAACGUUCCUGAAA